UAUGCACCAAACGUCGAUCAGAUCGGUCACCAUGAACGGUAAGUGCACGUCCACGCUCAUACAACAUGUAGGAAAUGAUGAGAUGUUUUAAUCUGAUUCCUCUCUGUCUCCACAGUUGUUCCUGGUCUCGUUUUGAUGCUGCUAAAUGUGCGUUUGAGCCAUUCUUGUGAAGAAGUGGGAGAGAUUUUGUUCUGCAGGGAGAUACCACCAGCUUUCAGCCCUGGUUAUUCAUCUCUGGUGAUGUCUAUGAAUGAUGUUGGGGUGAUAAACUCCACCGUGUUACGCAGCGACAACCUCGCCUCUGUGACCAUGCUCAGGAUCAGAGACGCUGGCGUCACAGGGAUCGCUGAAGGGGCCUUCAGUUCUUUCCAGAACCUCAGAAACGUCAGUUUAAACCAGAACUUGCUGAAAGAGAUCAACCCAAACUGGUUUGGUCGGCCUGAUGUCCUCAGCGAGCUCAUUCUCACAGAAAACCAAAUAGAAGUUGUGAACGAGUCCAUGCUUAACGGGCUCAUUAAUCUCACAACACUCCGACUGAGUAAGAACAGGAUCACAAGUAUUGCCCUAAAUAGUUUUAGCUCCCUCGUCAUCUUGGCUGAGUUGGACUUGUCUGGGAACAGGAUGACUCGGGUCUCACCUCAGGUGUUCAGGUCUCUCAGAUCCACCCGGAUCAGACUAGAUGGGAACCCCUGGGACUGUUCCUGUGGCGUCGAGGACUUUGUCGACUUCCUAAAAGAUCUACAAAGCAUAUCUCUGCUGGACCGACAGAUGGAGACGACCUGUGAGAGUCCUCCAUCUCUGAGGGGUCUACCUGUGUGGAACGUGUCGGUGUGCGUGACGUCACUUCCAUCAAGACCACCGUCAGGGACGCAAACCGUCCGCCCCAAACCCACUGACAUCCUCACAGCAGGCCCUGCAUCCACAUCUGCAGCUAAUGUGACAUCACCUCCAUCAGUGACGCAGAUCUCUGUCCAUCCUAAACCCUCUGACCUGCCCAGCACUUCAUCUACUGAAUCUACACCCACUGGAACAACCAAAACCUGUGUGACAUCACGACCAUCGUCGGAUACAAAUAUUGUCUGCAUGCUCGUUGUCGUGAUCGUGGUUCUGUCUUUGCUCCUGUUCGUGACGUGUUUCCUGGCGGUGCUGCGUCGGAGGAAACGCAACAGCAAAACUGUGAUGCCUGAAGAAAAGAGGAAUGAGUUGAAAGAGGACGGCAGAUCCAGUCGUGCUCCGUCUCCAGGAUGCUCUGAGGAGAAAAGAGAGAACAAUCACUGGGACUCAGAGAUGGGAUGGAGGAGAUCCUUCACUGGAAUCAGAGCAAAGUCAGCUAAUGCUAUUCUCUUAAUGUCUCCUUUUUGUGCCCCCGUGAAAGAUAAAGUGACUUUACAAACUGAGACUGAGGCUCAGUCAAAAGAGGCAGAAAAUCCAGAUGAAGGAGAGCAGAAACUGGGAGAUGAAACUGAAGUAGAUGGAGGAGUUGAGACGGAUGUUGGUAGAAAUCUAGACGAAAACUCCCACCAUGUUUCUGUCAACGCUGACGCUGUGCCUUAUCUGAGCAUCGGUACAAACCAGAAUAAACCCAGCCCUGAUGAUUUCAACAAGCAGUCCACUGACGGUUCAGGUCAAAGAUCACAGACGGGAAAAGUUCUGGGGAGGAUCUCCACCUGGCCUCCGACUGCAGUUCAGUGGCGGGCGAGAUGUAAAAUGAAGGAGGAGGAGGAGGAGUCUGAUGUCUUCACCGUUUGGACACCAAAGUUUCAAGAUGAGGUGAAGAAAGAGGAGCAUCCCUCUGGUUCGGACCAAAAGGGAGAUGACAUUGAGAAAAUUCAAAUUGAAGAUCCCCUAAAAAUGACUGUAGCUCACAUGAAGUUUCAGACCUCAAACCCAAAUGACAAGAGCACUUCUCUCAGUGAGGCUCUUACCCACACUGACACAAGGCCAGAGGAGCAGCUAAAGAAGGAAGAGGAGACGAUCCAGGACCCUGUCAGUGUGAGACGGACCCAAAAUCUGAACCAGGACCUGAAAUCUGCAGAAAAUCCUGCACACAAGAAGAGCAGCAACAAGACAGAACAGAGGAAUGAGCCAAAGCGAGCUGUGACGAGCAGACAGACCGGCUCAAAGGCUCCCUCUGGUGGCGUCUCGCCAGAUGAUGAGACGCUGCUGUCUGGCAACGAGUACGCCUUGGACCUGCUGCAUGAAGUGGUGCAGAACAACGGCCGCUGGACCAGAGAGAGGUGGAAGAAGAUGCAAGUCAAGAGGCAGCGGUGUCCGGACAGAGGUACCGAAGGAGUUUAGAAAGAGAUUCACUCAAAGUUUAAAGACACUAAAUAUUGUAGUUUUAUUCUGUCACUCUUUAAGUUAAAAUCACAUUACUUAUUUUACCUGCUGCAGUUAAAAAUGUCAACACUUAAAGGAACAGUUCGACAUUUUGGGAAAUAUGCUUAUUCGUUUUCUUGGUGAGAGUUAGAUGAGG
Molecule: messenger RNA, 2476 nt
Organism: Sebastes umbrosus (honeycomb rockfish)
Lineage: Eukaryota; Metazoa; Chordata; Actinopteri; Perciformes; Sebastidae
Exons: 6
Coding region: 136-2298 (720 amino acids)
Cellular component (GO): plasma membrane
Molecular function (GO): protein binding
Source: RefSeq, a predicted model, not a curated record